UGUGCAGUAAGAGAUAACCUGGCAAGUGGUAGUGGCGCUUCGCGGGUGCUGUGCUUCACGUUUUGGUACUAAAGGCCGAGACGGUUCUGGCGACGGCGACCUCUACGGCAACGGCUUAAGCUCUCGGAGGAGUGGCAGAGCACGAUCUGAAGGAGGGGCUUCUGGUCAGCCCAGGCUCCAUCAUAAUGAAUGGAUCCAAUAUGGCAAAUACAUCACCCAGUGUAAAAUCCAAAGAGGACCAGGGGUUAAGUGGGCACGAUGAAAAGGAAAACCCAUUUGCAGAGUACAUGUGGAUGGAGAAUGAAGAGGAUUUCAACAGACAGGUGGAGGAGGAACUGCAGGAGCAAGACUUCUUGGACCGCUGCUUCCAAGAGAUGCUGGAUGAAGAAGACCAAGACUGGUUUAUUCCAUCACGAGACCUGCCUCAGGCCAUGGGACAGUUGCAACAGCAAUUAAAUGGACUGUCAGUCAGCGAAGGUCAUGAUUCUGAAGAUAUUUUGAGCAAAAGUAACCUGAACCCAGAUGCCAAGGAGUUUAUUCCAGGAGAGAAGUACUGAGCCGAGAAAGCUUUGGGGAGGACUUGUCUGUCCCCACAUCUGGGGAUAGUAAUGCACAAAAUGGUGGAGCUGAAGAGGGGGAUGGGGCGGGCGACGGGUGCACAGCGGGAAGGGGAGUGGUGGUCUCACGAUACUGUGACUCUGAGUAACUAAUAUGCUCAGUCUUAUUCUAAGCCUCUGAGUAUUUCUAUUCUGUUCUGCUGACUUUUGUUUGGAACAGUUUCCUGUUUUGUUUUUUUAAAUAGCUCUUUCGAGUUAAGGAAAUUGCAUUUUCCCCCCUUCAUCAGAAGUGUUCUGUGGUGUGUAUUUAAACAAAAUAAGCUGACCAAGAAAAACUGGAUAUUUAGGAAAUGCCCCUCUCACCCUGCUGUAUAUUUAUCAGGGACAGUGAGCACCUGGAGAGCUUUUUGUGGAAUCUAUUGAGUUGGAUGGGAAAAGGGACAAGCAGAAAGAGCAGGUGGUGCAAACUGGAAUUUGAGGCUCAGCUCCCCCACCCCUGGGGUCUCCUUCAAUGACCUGGAAUAACAAAUGUCCUGUCGAGCCCUUGCCUGUUUGUCCUUAACCCCAUUCAAGAAAACACAGACUUAAAGUACUUAGUUUACAGUAACUUUUGAUGAUUGCUGAAAGUUGUAAAUCAGAAGGUAGGGCUGUGAUGGUGGUUGUCACUUGAGUCAUUUAGUUACUGUUGUCCUGUUCAUAAGCCUGUGUUCACCACCACCAUCAGACUCACCAUUUAUAAGCAGAAGAGCACUAGGGUUGAUCUGCCACCUCAUCUUUCAUGAAGUCUAUUCCCUGGCCUCCUUUUUAAGAAAAGAUAUUGCUACCAAAGGCAUAGGGGAGGCCUGCUGUGCUGGCAAUUAGCAUGAGCCUGCAGAAGUCAUCCUUGAAUCUGUUGUGUCUUAAUUUUAUUUGGACAGUUUUUUUUUUUCCAGCCUCAUCAACACUUGGUCUUUCUGGUGUCUUAAAUCCCUCAGACAAGUUUAUGCACUUUUUUAAGGAAAUAGUUUUCAGGACACUAGUAAGAAGCUCAGUUCACAGUUUGGAUAUUUCUCCCCACGUUACAGAAUUAUGGAAAGGAACUCAAAACCAGCCUAGGAAAGUGAGUCCUGCUUGACCCAUGUGACUGUGUACCUGACCCUCUGGGAUCUUUUCAGCUAUUAAAACAUUUUACUGUUCCCACAUACCCAGCUUUGCAAGUUUCGUAGAUUGACCUCUUAGGGUGUGUUUCUUUGUCUUUCCUGCCUUUAACUUGCUGGGAUCUUUUGUUGCUACCCCUAAGGAACUAAACUGGGUGCCAGGAGCUGCCUUUGUGUAUAGAGAUGUAGAUGGCAGUGUGGUGUAUAGGAGAGCCAUCCAGGCCAUUUUCCCAGGGAUGAGGACUUGGAGAGCCCUGAAGAUAAUAGUGGCUUCUUUCUGAUUGCUACUGUUUUGUGUGAUAGGCCUAAUAGGGAGAAGAUAUGUAACUUGAAUUAAAGUUGGAUAAAUUCAGUAUGUGGAUGUGGGACAGAGGUUGGAAGGAAAGGACUAGGGUAUGGAAAGCUGAAGAAAUUCUCCUUAUGAGCUCUCGUUACUUUUUGAACAGUGACAAGCUAAUGCCAGAUUUAAAACACACAUUUUUUCCUAUUUGAAGCUGUAGGAUUAUAUCAUUUGAAAAAAUUGCCUUCCUUGUUAGGUCACAUGUCAUAGGAGAGUAGCUUAGAGACCUUGCAUUACCAGACAGACACAUUAAUUCCCAAAGCCUCUAUGUGGAGAGAAUGAAACUGUUAACUCUUUUUCAGGGAGGACUAUGAAUAAAGAAACUUCUUUAUUCAAGCUUCAGCUUUCAGCUGGGUUGUUCCCUCUAAAAAGGAAAGGGCAUUGCAAGUGCAUAGAGGAAAUCUUUCCCUUCUGGGACUGCUUUUCCUCCUUCAUCCUCCAUGAGCCUGUCCAAGCUCAGAAAUCUGAAGGCUGUUAGAAAUGUGUUGGGAUUGCAGAGAGAAAGGAGCUUGUCUUUCCUUCUGCUGUGCUGGUCUUGUUUUGGAUGUCAGUCUUCAGCCUGGUUUCCCAAGGUAUAUUUGGUCAGGACUAUGAAAACUUCCUGCCAGUUUAGCAUGGACACUGAGGGCUGGCAUUUCUAGUCCUCUUCAGACACUGAACAUGCUGACUCCAGGUAUAGGAAGCAGCUAGCAAAUGGAUUCUUUUUUAAAUGCAUAGGACUCUGCUUCCAGCAGUUCCUCUUGUAGUCCAACUCUUUUUGCCAUCUAUUUAUGUUGGGAGGUGGGGGCACAAUUGUCACUCACAACGCAGGCUAGUUAGAGUUUGCUACCUUCUUAGCAGAAAAUGCAUGUGUGUCUUGUUGGACCUUCACUGGGGAAAGGCUGGGAGCCUCUAGCUGUCAGUGACUUUUCUCACAGGAGAAGAACCAGCAAGCCAGACUGGACACCUUUACCCUUUAAUGGUGAGACUUGCAUUUAUAAGGGGUAAUUUUGAUGUUGAAUUUAAGCCACUACUUUGUUUAAACUUUUUUAAAUUGGCAGCUAGAAGUUUGAGAAUUUGUAUAGAAAUGGAACAUGUAUUUUUAACAGUUGCCAAUCUGGCUGGUCCCAAUGUUAGUUUAUUAGUGAUUGAUCUGUAAUUAUUGGGAUUAUUUAUUCAACUCUAAAAUUCCAAGAUGAAAAUAAUUUACCUCUUUCUUUUCAAGGGAAAAAAACCCAAAUGAAUGCACUUUCAGUUUCUCCAGGCUUUGAACUGCAGCAGAAAAUUCAAGGAUGCAGCCUAGGCCUGGGCAAAUGCAGCCCUGGGUCUUUGGGCCAGUUUCUGACAAUAAUAGUUGAGUUUUGGGAAUCACAUAAGGGUGAAACCA
Nomascus leucogenys (northern white-cheeked gibbon) is the source of this 3399-nucleotide messenger RNA. It is a transcript of the gene PAIP2B, whose product is annotated as poly(A) binding protein interacting protein 2B. Gene Ontology annotation, cellular component: cytoplasm. NCBI's taxonomy places the organism in Eukaryota, Metazoa, Chordata, Mammalia, Primates, Hylobatidae. Gene Ontology annotation, biological process: negative regulation of translational initiation. The record is from RefSeq and is a predicted model, not a curated record. Gene Ontology annotation, molecular function: mRNA regulatory element binding translation repressor activity.